Messenger RNA from Zalophus californianus (California sea lion), 1151 nucleotides. RefSeq names its product CD209 molecule (gene CD209). NCBI's taxonomy places the organism in Eukaryota, Metazoa, Chordata, Mammalia, Carnivora, Otariidae. The transcript is spliced from 8 exons. The coding region runs from base 108 to 857 and encodes 249 amino acids. The record is from RefSeq and is a predicted model, not a curated record.
GUUCUUCUUCCUGAACUGGGGAGGAAUGUUCCUGAGGAGGGGCUGCAAGGGCAGCACGUGGGGUUAUAAAAACCGUCAUCAGGAGAGGAGCCCGAGAGAAGAGGAGAAUGGCAGAGAUGUAUGACUCCAAGGAGCCAGGGGACCCCGAGGAGGAGAUGUUUGGGGGCCAGAGAGUAAAGAAGAAAUACACCAGACUACUCAGGAGCUCAAGGAACUUGCCAGACUGUCUGACCCGGGCCCAAUUGCCUUUGCUGCUUCUUCUCAUCUCUUUGGGCUUCUUCAUGCUCCUGGUGACCACCCUGGUUCAAGUCUCCAGGAUUCACCAAUCCCUGCAGAAAGACACGUGGGACCGUCAGGAGAGCCCAAGCCAAGUGGAUGUUUCUCAGGAGCCGACACGCUCAGACCUGGAGGAGAUCCUCCAGCAGCUGACCUGGAUGAAUGCCACCCUGGCUGGCCUCUGCCGCCCCUGUCCCUGGAAAUGGGAACUCUUCCAGGGAAGCUGCUACUUCUUCUCCCAGACCCAGAACAUCUGGAAAGAUGCCAUCUCUGCGUGUCAGAACUUGAGGGCCCAGCUGGUGAUCAUCAACAAUACUGAGGAGCAGAAAUUUCUGAAGUCUUGGAAUACGAGAAAUAACCAGCGCACCUGGAUCGGCCUCAGUGACCACCACAGCGAGGGUUCCUGGAAAUGGGUGGACAACUCUCCCCUGCAACUCAGCUUCUGGAAAGAAGGGGAACCCAACAACCACGGAGACGAAGACUGUGUAGAAUUGUACAGCGAUGGCUGGAAUGAUAACAGAUGUAGUACGGAAAACUUCUGGACGUGCAAGAAGCCCUUGUCCCCCUGCCCUGGCUCCUGAGGGCCAAUGUCCCCGCCCCCCCCACCACCUGUCUCCAGGGAUGAGGCAGCUUGGACAUUCUGCUUGUUUCCCUGGCUGCAUUCUUUCUGCUUCUCUGUCUGGUGAAUUGCAUCCUCCUCCUGCAUGGAGGUCUUUGCAAUCCCGAGAGAGUGUCUGAGACCCCCUUCUCCUCUAAGGCCUGUCCCUCUAUAGGCUAUAGACCUCUCCCUUCUUCUGUUGAUGGUCUCGACCGCCCAACUCCCCCCAUGACAUCUCCUUAAUAAAGUCGCACAUUGCAUUAUGUGCUCCGUUGAA